AUGCCCAAAGCACCGAAAUUCCGAAAGUUUGCCGCCGUUAAAAAGAUCAUCAAUCCGAACGAUGCGCGACUGAAAUCAAAUCAACAGAAGGAGGAAGAGAAAAAGAAGAAAGAAGAAGAAGCUCAAAAGAAACAUGUCGCUCCACCACCAACAUCGAUGUUCUUGACUCAUAACACAGCCCUCGCACCCCCAUAUCGAGUCCUGGUGGACACCAACUUUCUCAAUUUAUCGCUGACCAACCGGAUCGAUCUCAUCAAGGGGAUGUUGGACUGUUUAUAUGCGAAGGCGAUCCCAUGCGUCUCGGAUUGUGUUCUCGCCGAGCUCGAAAAACUCGGUACUCGGUACCGAUUAGCGCUCAAUCUGGCCAGAGAUCCCCGAGUCGAACGGCUGCCUUGCUCUCAUCGAGGCACAUAUGCAGACGAUUGCAUCGUUCAACGGGUUACCGCACAUCGUUGUUAUAUCGUCGCUACAUGCGAUAGAGGUCUCAGAAGACGUCUGCGGAAAAUUCCUGGAGUUCCAUUGAUGUUCAUCAAAAGGAAACAGUAUGCAAUCGAAAGACUCCCCGAUUGUGGGCUUCCUUCUUGA
Puccinia triticina is the source of this 585-nucleotide messenger RNA. RefSeq lists its product as uncharacterized. Bases 1 to 585 code for a protein of 194 amino acids. The record is from RefSeq and is a predicted model, not a curated record. Gene Ontology annotation, cellular component: small-subunit processome; nucleolus. The transcript has 4 exons. Lineage: Eukaryota; Fungi; Basidiomycota; Pucciniomycetes; Pucciniales; Pucciniaceae.